Messenger RNA from Hymenoscyphus albidus, 3016 nucleotides. The record is from the annotation of a GenBank genome assembly. Lineage: Eukaryota; Fungi; Ascomycota; Leotiomycetes; Helotiales; Helotiaceae.
CAAAUCCAUUCCCCAACAACAACAUCAAUCUUGCUUCAUCUCAUUCCAGCUCUAUUUCAAGCCAAAUGCUUUCAUCUCGUCAAUCAGGAAUGUCCCCAGAGGCAAUUAGUAUACUUCCUUCAUUGACAGAUUCCCAUGUUUUUCUUCACUAAUUUCUAGGAGCUCUUUCCAUCUCUACUAAAGCUUCCUCUGGAAAGACACCCUUCUCAACCAUCAAAGACACAAACUGCGUCAGCCAAGUCUGACAGUUCUCUAUCUUGAUUCUCGUCUUUGACGUCUAUAAUCCGUUAUUAGUCAAUCCCUACAUUUACGAGAGACCACUUUUCGGUGCAUAUCAUACUGAUCCAGCAGGUCUAAGACUUGGUCCAGGCGCGUUGACUCCACGCGCCAACUCUUCCAGUUGAUCCUGAGGUACAUCAUCAAUACUGUACUCGUCGUCAUUCUCGAGGAUCAUUCCUUUGUCGACUUUGCAAAGCAGUUUUAGAGAAUGAUUUCGUGUCUCGGUUGAGAGAUCGUGGUUUCUUUCGAAUUCGUGGAUGAAACCUUCACUGGGACUGCCUUGGACGUUGAUGAUUUUCCCUCUUUUUCAUUCUGUUUUUCUUUCUGUUUCUUCUUUUUCUAUGUUUGGGACCCAUAAGGCCCAGUGGGCUGCGAAUAUGGGGGAGUGGUAGAUGACCAGGUAUACUGGACGCGACAUGGUGUUUUUUGAUGUGUUAGCUUUUGUUGGUAUUGUUUAUCUUCACCUGCACUCUGUAUAAAUACUCGAAAAAGUCACGUGCUUUGGAAUAGGAACCCAUCAUCUUGAAAAUCGACUCUUGGGAAAUCCGGACUCCCGGGACAACUCUCGUCAAAUGACAACGAGGCAGAAGACUUACAAUGGCAUUGGUCAAGAAUGAGCGAGCAUGGUUCCCGACAGAUAAAUCCAUGUCUGCUCUAGCAAGGGGGUCCCGCGGAGAGUACAGUCGCUCCUUCCUUAUGGCAUGCUGACUUGUAUCGCCAGAGGAGGGGUUUCUCAAGGCCUGGAAGAUCGAUACCCGCCUUGCCUCCUUCUCCUUAGAUAUGUCAAUUCAGUCUGGAAGGCUUUGGGGUUGGGAGGGAUUUACGCCAAUGCUCUAUUCGCCCAUACAUUGCUUAAAUCCUCGCGCCGUCUCAAUCAACAAAACUGAUGCGACAUACAGUUCUACAAUGGAAACCUCGCUACGAAUAGCAAAUCAUGUGCCUAAGUACAACCCAAGAUUCUACCAUACAAUGGAACCCGAAGAAAGGAAUGGUAAACAUCAGAAAACAGGACUACUUUAGAGGACUGCGAUGAUGAAAAUAUCGGAAGUAUCCGCAACAUCGAAGGGAACUCGAAUAACUCCCCCCCCAUCUCUGACCCUCUCGGUUACACAAUUCCGAUGGCUCUAAACAGCCCAGACCUUAUUAUAAAAUCGACUGUCAAUACUUAAUAGGAAUUGACGAGUAUGGCUCUAUCAAUCGAGGACUUCUGGAAUCUACAAGCAAUCGUCUGAGCUCGAAUCCUAAUCCAUCUAAACAUAUUAAUCGCUUUCUUUUGGUCUUUUCCUAUAAUAAAUACUGAAAUUAUAUAUGGUAUUCUCUGUUUAAUCAUUGCACUUUCCUUUUUUGUUGUAUGAAAAUAGGGGAUGUUACAGUGGAAAGUGUUACUCAGUCCAAGUUCACAUUGCCUGUUAGCCGACGAUAAGCGUUGGUCGAAUAGGAGGACGAACGAGUACACAAUGACCCUUUCUGCUGAACAUUGUAUACCUAGCGAAACUUCUGGAUGAUACAGAAGUAUUGAUGAUGUCUCUUCAUAUAUCUGAUAUUAGUAUAUCCGAUGUCGGGGAUUGUGCCCAUGUUGGAGAUAAAUAUUCUUCACCAAGUGAGAACCUCACGCUGGAGAUGCCAAUUGCCUUUUAUUUUUAUUUUUAUUCUAUUAUGGCUUCAUCCAGCUAUCAUUUUCUCCUAGACUAGGUUAUAUAAAUCUCGUAUAGAACACAACCACAGUGUCGUUUUCUUUUCACACGAAUUUAUUCAUAGAGAAAGAAAAUGUGACAGAGGAAGUUGUGGCCUCAGGUAUCACAAUCUCGGCAUCGGAAUUUUGACGGGGGGUUGAUUCACAAUUCCGAUUUGUCCGUCUUGCGACCGUAGCGUCAUAAAGAUUUACCUCAAAGAUUAGAACGGACCUCCAACUCUUCACGACGAUCCCUAGCUAUCAACACCACAACGACACAAACCCUGCAUCUUUUGAACCCUCGUCAAAAUCAAUUCCACUUGAAAUUCUACACCUACACACCUACAUACCACCAAAUAAAAUACGCAGCCCAUCAAAAUGUUCCGUCGCAGUUUGCUCAACUCACCCCGCGCAGUUGGACGAGCCAUCACAUCCGCCACCUCCCGCCCAACAGCUCGUCUCGCAAGUCCAUCCAUCAGCUCACCCAUCGCCGUCGCUGGACGAAGACAAUACCACGAGAAGGUUAUUGAUCAUUACUCGCGCCCGCGUAAUGUCGGUUCCAUGCCUAAGACAGAUACAGAUGUUGGAACGGGACUUGUUGGUGCACCGGCCUGCGGCGAUGUAAUGAAGCUCCAGAUCCGAGUUGAUCCCAACAACAACACCAUCUCCGAUGUCAAGUUCAAGACUUUUGGAUGUGGCUCAGCGAUUGCGUCAUCGUCGUAUCUUACGGAGUUGGUUAGAGGUAUGACGUUGGAGGAGGCGGGUAGAAUUAGGAAUACUGAGAUUGCAAAGGAGUUGUGUUUGCCGCCGGUUAAGCGUGAGUUUUUCAAUAUUUACCUUCAUAUGGAGGGUCAAAGGGAAAGGAAGUGAAGACGGAAGGCUAAUAAGGGGAUAGUACAUUGCUCUAUGCUUGCUGAGGAUGCUAUCAAGUCCGCCAUCUCAAACUACUACACCAAGAACCCCAAUGCGCGAUCAACAGACCUCGGAGGAACCGGAGCGAAGAUGCCCAAAAUCGACGUUGAGACAGUUAUGAAGCCUUCUGCCUCGCAAUCUGCGACCGCUUAG